Sorghum bicolor (sorghum) is the source of this 2399-nucleotide messenger RNA. RefSeq names its product probable serine/threonine-protein kinase BSK3. The record is from RefSeq and is a predicted model, not a curated record. Gene Ontology annotation, biological process: protein phosphorylation; brassinosteroid mediated signaling pathway. The transcript has 12 exons. Lineage: Eukaryota; Viridiplantae; Streptophyta; Magnoliopsida; Poales; Poaceae. Gene Ontology annotation, molecular function: ATP binding; protein binding; protein kinase activity. Bases 318 to 1790 code for a protein of 490 amino acids.
CGUCGAAAUAAACCAGCAGGAAAUACUCCUGCUGCUACUCGAACCAGCGGCUCGCCUCUUCUCUUCUCCUCUCCUGUCCUCUCCCCUUCCUCGCUCAGGCAGGGGACGACGCGCCCCCAACGGAACUGCUGCUACUCCCCAGCAGAGAGCAGAGAGGAGAAGACGAGAAGAUCCCAUCCACUACCGCCCGCUCGCCGUCCUCCUCCCUUCUCGCCGCGCCGCUCCGGUUCCGCCCGCUCUGCCGCUUGCUCGGCGCAGGUCGCCUCGGAUUUUAUUCCCCCACGCCGCCAUCCGUCUCCGGGCUUGCGUGGAUCGAAAUGGGCACCUGCGUGUCCAAGGCCGCCUGCUGCUGCCGCAAGCCGAACAACGGGGUUACCCACGAGAAGACUGAUACUGUGACGGAGGACGAGGAGGCAUACGACCUGCCUGCGUUCCAGGAGUUCACCUUCGAGCAGUUGCGGCUAGCUACAUCAGGGUUUGCGGUGGAGAACAUCGUGUCUGAGCACGGUGAGAAGGCGCCCAAUGUGGUAUACAAGGGGAAGCUCGAUGCCCAGCGCCGCAUUGCUGUCAAGCGCUUCAACCGCUCUGCCUGGCCUGACCCACGCCAGUUCAUGGAAGAAGCUAGAUCAGUUGGCCUGCUCCGAAGCAAAAGGUUAGCAAAUUUGCUUGGUUGUUGCUGUGAAGGUGAUGAGAGAUUGCUUGUUGCAGAAUACAUGCCCAAUGAUACGCUAGCAAAACAUCUUUUCCACUGGGAGUCACAAUCAAUGAAGUGGACCAUGAGACUAAGGGUUGUUCUCUGUCUUGCUGAGGCUUUAGAAUAUUGCACCAACAGGGGCCGUGCUCUCUACCAUGAUCUCAAUGCCUAUAGAGCUCUGUUUGAUGAUGACUGUAACCCUAGACUUUCCUGUUUUGGCCUCAUGAAGAACAGUCGGGAUGGAAAAAGUUACAGUACCAAUUUGGCAUUUACGCCUCCAGAAUACAUGAGGACUGGACGUAUCACUCCUGAAAGUGUCAUAUACAGCUUUGGAACCUUACUGAUUGACGUUCUUAGUGGGAAGCAUAUUCCUCCUAGCCAUGCCCUUGACCUGAUUCGGGACCGAAACUUAAAUAAGCUCUUAGACUCAUGUUUAGAGGGUCAAUUUUCAAAUGAGGAAGGAACAGAAAUGGUGCGAUUAGCUUCAAGGUGCCUUCACUAUGAACCCCGUGAGCGACCUAAUGUCAGGUCACUUGUGCAAGUAUUGACUCCUCUACAGAGGGAUGUCGAGACUCCAUCUUAUGAGCUGAUGGGCAUUCCGCGUGGCGGUGCAUCUUCUAUCCAACCAUUGCAUCUUUCCCCUCUCGCCGAAGCUUGUUCCAGAAAGGAUCUGACAGCAAUACAUGAAAUUCUAGAAAAGACGGGCUACAAGGAUGAUGAGGGGACUGCAAAUGAGCUCUCGUUUCAGAUGUGGACAAAUCAGAUGCAAGAUACAUUGAACUCAAAAAAGAAGGGUGACAAUGCUUUUCGACAGAAGGAUUUUACUACUGCCAUUGAUUGCUAUUCCCAGUUCAUUGAAGUUGGUACAAUGGUUUCUCCAACCAUUUAUGCUCGACGCUGCCUGUCAUAUCUGAUGAAUGGCAUGCCACAGGAGGCAUUGAAUGAUGCAAUGAAUGCUCUGGUAAUAUCUCCGACAUGGUCAACAGCAUUCUAUCUUCAGGCAGCAGCACUAUUAUCACAAGGCAUGGAGAAUGAAGCCCAAGAAGCACUCAGGGAUGGUUGUAGCUUAGAGCAAAGUAGCAGUGGUGGACAUUGAGUGUGACAAAUUUGUAGUCCCCAAAAUGCACAUAAUUUCAGGUGCUUGUUUGAAGAGAGUAUUAUUGGCUAUGGAAGCAGUUGUCAAUUUGUCAAUUUGGCUAGGGGUUCGUUAACCUUCUUCAGAUUUUGUGCGUGUGGAACGUCGUCCGUCGUCCAUAUCUUCAGGUAGGAUGUACAUAUGGAAGAAAGCGACAACAGAGGCUCUGAAAGAGAGGACAAAGACAUCCAAGGUGAAUAAGUGCCGCAGACAGCAAAUUAAUGGGGAGAAGAAAGUGAAACUUUUUUCUUGGUCCUACUGAAACAAAAGAAGGAAACCGUAAAAAAAAGGGGGAUUGCUGAUGUACAUGUACAUCUUUGCUGGUGGUAGGUGCGUAAACCUGUACAGCAAGCGUUGUUUUUACCCUGGCUUUGUUCUUCGUUUCUUAUGCGUUAGCUCCCAUUGGUAUAUUUCUGGAUAAGAUAGUGGAAUUCUUUUAAAAGGCAAAAAAUGUCGGCGUUCUGGUUGUUCUAUUUCUUCAUCUUCAUGACUUCAACGCUUGAACCCCUUGCUCCAGAUAAUUUUUGUGGGAGUACUAAUGUGUGGUAUUCAUAUGCUAGUUAACUGCCA